ACCACAGUCUGUAGGAUCACUCAAAGAGUUUUAUUGCUCCUAGUGACUCUAUUUAGAAAAUGUUUUAGCCAAUAGAGGGAUUGAACACAACAAAAUGCACAACUAUUAUGUACAACAAAUUCAAUUGGCUUUUUAUAAGGAUAUCUUUUUUGUUUAGGGAUGUGGAACACCAGAUUGUUCAUCUGUAUUACGGAUCUUGGUACCAGAUGAAUUGCACGGUUCUUUAAAUACUAGAACACUUCCAGUAAGACCAAACAUGAAUACUAGAGAAAUUUGCCGUAUCCUUGCGCAUAAAAUUAGAUGCACAAAUCCCCAGGAUUAUGGGCUCUUCAAGCUAGUGCAAGGAGAAGAAACGCUGCUUGGAGAUCAUGAAUGCCCACAAGAACUGUCUCACUGCCUUUUUGCCUACAAAAGGAUCGAUGCCAAAAUAGCAUGGCCCAAGACCAGUUCUUAAGCGUAGCAUAUAUUUUACUAAUUUAAAAUUAAUUUCUAACACAUCGAUAUUAUGUUUUUCAAGAUAUAAAUAUUAUAUUUAUCU
Messenger RNA from Wasmannia auropunctata (little fire ant), 538 nucleotides. RefSeq names its product protein sprint-like. The record is from RefSeq and is a predicted model, not a curated record. Gene Ontology annotation, biological process: signal transduction. The transcript has 2 exons. NCBI's taxonomy places the organism in Eukaryota, Metazoa, Arthropoda, Insecta, Hymenoptera, Formicidae. Bases 257 to 454 code for a protein of 65 amino acids.